Molecule: messenger RNA, 1858 nt
Organism: Phytophthora nicotianae INRA-310
Lineage: Eukaryota; Oomycota; Peronosporomycetes; Peronosporales; Peronosporaceae
Exons: 3
Coding region: 438-1103 (221 amino acids)
Cellular component (GO): membrane
Source: RefSeq, a predicted model, not a curated record
CGACGCGAAUGUGACUUUUUUUGCUGAGACCAGCGCUCCGUCAACAGACCGCAUGGCCGACAACUCGAAUGAAGCAGCGCCGUUGCUGCCCACCACGUCCUCCAGCCCAGUCUCCGUCAAAGUUGAUGGAGAGCACAGCCCUCACGCUCUGCUGGGUAUGGCGUGCGUCGCAUUGGCGUCAUUGUGCUUCAGCUUCAUGUCCACGUUCAUCAAGUACAUGACUUUCACCUUCUCGUCCAUGGAGGCCACAUUCUGGCGCUCACUCGGUGUGCUCGUGUGCAAUCUCGUGCGUUGCUGCAGCUCCAAAAUAGCUGUCAAUAACAUACUGACACUGCUGCCACCGUGUUAGAUCGUUGUCAAGUUGUCGGGCAUCAGUCUGUACGUCGAACCGGAGUUCCGCAAGAUGCUGCUGUACCUGCAUUGCGGGCUUCGCCUGCAUGGGCUUCGCUUUCUACGCCAUGUCGCAAAUGGUGCUAGCCGACGCCAGCUCCUUAGUGUUCGUUAGCCCCGUCCUCACCUUCUUCAUGGGCGCGCUGUUCCUUCAUGAGAAAAUCGACCCGAUCAGUCUCAUUAGCGCCAUCACCGCGUUUGGUGGUCUCAUCUGUGUAGUACGUCCGGGAUUCCUGUUUGGAUACGACCACCCGACGGCUGCAUCGGAUGGCUCGUGGGUUGCAGUUUGCUCGGCUUUACUGGGCGCGUUCAGUCAAGUGUUCGUGUUUCUGACGAUGCGUCAGCUAAAGGGGUUGAAUGUGUUCGUAAUUGUGCACUAUUUCGCGUUGGCGAGUGUCAUUUUGACGAUGCUGUGGUUAGCGCUGAUUCAACAGUCCUUCUACAUGCCCGAUACGUUCUUGCUUUGGAGAGCUAUUAUCGGUACUGGUAUAGCUACAUUCGGCGGGCAAAUGUUCCUUACUCGAGGCUUCCAGCUGGAGAAGGCAGGCAUUGCGGCAGUCAUGCGCUACUUGGACGUCGUAUUCGUCUUCAUCUGGGACUCGCUUAUUCUGGGCGAACACAUCAACCAUUGGAGCAUUGUUGGCGCGGUAGUUAUCCUCACCUGUGCCGUGAUUAUUGCGGUGCGUAAGAUUCAGAUGACCAUGAAAGAUUAAACCGCACAUUUGUACCACGAUGCUAGCGCAAGUGAGCUCAACACAACAGUUUUGUACACGCACAUUUCGGUAACAAUUGCAACCGAGUUGUCUCUACCAAAUCGAAAAUCCACGCUAGACUUGCCUUGCAAUUUAUUAAGCCAUUGGAUAGAUGCCUGCUUCCGUGGUGUCCCCUGUGGCCGACAUUAGGGCGAAGGUGACGGAUUCUCGAGUAGCUCCUCCAUGCUCUUGCGCCGCCGCAUGGAUUUUGCCAUUGGCAUCGAUCUAAAUUCCGACAGUGUUCGUGGAGGAGGUGGACUGCGGUUCUCAGGUACCGCGUCUACCGGAGCAGGCAUACUUUCCAGCGCAAACUUGGCUCUGGUAGAAGUAUUUCCGUCACGAAGCCGCUGCCGCUUUAGAGGAGUCGGCGAGACUGUCGAUGAUUUUUCAAUCGGAGCGAAAAAUUUCUCGACGUCGAGACGGCGAUGAAUCACAGUGGAAAAUCCACGUCGAGUUCGCAGAUAUCCAGCGUCAGUCACCACAACACCGAAGUCGUAGUAUACGUGAGGCAACAUGUAAGUGAGGCCGUCGUCCUCUACCACGUCAAUAUCGAAGCAACAACGGACCAAACUAUUCGCUCUGGCUGGUGUGCGCAACAGCUCUUCCAACGGUAGUCGACUGUAAUUCUUCGCAUGACGGCGAGAUAUCAGAGGUGCCUUGGAGGUGCGUUGAUCCACCGAGGGAUAUGACAAAUGUUCGUCAAUGUUGUCGAAAUC